This is a messenger RNA of Triplophysa rosa, 2512 nucleotides long. RefSeq names its product DEAD (Asp-Glu-Ala-Asp) box polypeptide 20 (gene ddx20). The record is from RefSeq and is a predicted model, not a curated record. Bases 24 to 2366 code for a protein of 780 amino acids. The transcript has 11 exons. Gene Ontology annotation, molecular function: ATP binding; RNA helicase activity; RNA binding. Gene Ontology annotation, cellular component: SMN complex. Gene Ontology annotation, biological process: spliceosomal snRNP assembly. NCBI's taxonomy places the organism in Eukaryota, Metazoa, Chordata, Actinopteri, Cypriniformes, Nemacheilidae.
GAAGAAGAAGAGCAGACGGAAUCAUGGCGACAUCCACGAAAGCAGCGCAUGAGCUGCAAGUCAGAACCCGGACUGAUGAUGUUCUGAAUAACGACGGGGUCGAGUUCAGCUCUUUACUGCUAUCAAAACCUGUGCUUGAGGGCUUAUCUGCCUCCGGCUUUCAGAGACCGUCACCCAUUCAGCUCAAAGCCAUCCCACUGGGCAGAUGUGGACUGGAUCUUAUUGUUCAAGCCAAAUCUGGCACAGGAAAGACUUGCGUGUUUACUACAAUUGCUUUGGACUCCCUUAUACUGGAGAACACAGUCACACAGGUGCUAGUUUUAGCCCCCACUAGGGAGAUUGCUGUGCAGAUCCAUGCUGUUGUCAUGGCAAUAGGCAGCUCUAUGGAGGGACUGGAGUGUCAUGUGUUUAUUGGUGGACGGCCUGUCAGUCAAGAUAAGCUCCACCUGAAGAAAUGCCACAUUGCUAUUGGCUCACCAGGCCGUAUUAAGCAGCUCAUUGAGAUGGGAGCCCUGAUCACAUCUUCCAUUCGUCUGUUUGUUUUGGAUGAGGCUGAUAAACUGCUUGAGGAUGACAGCAGCAGCAGCUUUCAAGAGCAAAUCAACUGGAUCUUCUCUUCUCUACCGACAAAUAAACAAAUGCUGGCUCUUUCUGCCACCUACCCAGAAUCCUUAGCACAGUACCUGUCAAGAUACAUGAGAGAGCCGACGUUUGUUAGAUUGAACCCGACAGACCCUGGACUCAUUGGACUGAAGCAGUACUAUAAGAUCGUGCCCUCUCAUUCAUUGCCUCACAAAAUCUUUGAGGAGAAGGUUCAGAGUCUUCUGGAACUCUUCAGUAAAAUCCCAUUUAAUCAAGCGUUGGUUUUCUCGAAUCUCCAUAGCAGAGCCCAGCACCUGGCUGACAUCCUCUCAUCUAAAGGCCUGCCUGCAGUCUGCAUCUCAGGUGGUUUAAGUCAGGAUCAGAGGUUAGAAGCGAUGUGGAAGCUGAAGCAAUAUCAAUGUCGAGUUUUAAUAUCAACAGAUCUGACGUCCCGUGGUAUUGAUGCUGAGAAGGUGAAUUUGGUGAUUAAUCUGGAUGUUCCUCAGGACUGGGAGACGUACAUGCAUCGUAUUGGUCGUGCUGGACGAUUCGGCACUCUGGGGGUUGCUGUGACCUACUGUUGCCAUGGUGAGGAGGAGAAUCGGAUGAUGGCCAUAGCUCAGAAAUGUUCCUUGAAUCUAACCCAUUUGCCAGAUCCAAUCCCUCCUGGAAUUAUGGAAGAGGCUUGUGACUGGGGCGUGAUCAUUGAACCCCCUUCAAAACCCACUCGCAAGGUUCCUGUCUCCCCCAAACAGGAGAAAAAGAAACAAGUUAAAUCUGAGGCCACAUCAUUUAAACCUUCCAGAGUGUCUCACAUCCCAAAUCCCACUGAAGAGAGAAGAACAUCUGAUAAACCCUACAAUGUUGCUGAAACCAAGGCUAAAAAUCACUCCAAACCUAGGAUGGAGAAACCAUUACCAUCUGCUACAAACCUGGAGACUCGCUCGACUCUUACUCAGACAGAGCAGAGGGAUACCCUUCCCAAAAUUCCUCCACUGCCAUCUUUUAAAUCACGGGCACGAAAGAUUAUGACCUUCGCAGAGGCGGAGGCAGCUUACGAGAGCUUCAUAACAGAAGGUCCAGGAAGAUCUGUAGAAAUCAUUCGCCAGUAUGAAGGUUGCAACAGAAGUCAAAGUAUGUUCAAUGGCCUGCAUAACAACCAUGAUGACCAUAAUGAUGAAGAUGGAGCUAAUGAUUCACAUGUUCCAGAUGCGUCACACUCCCAUCAAGAUCCUCCGCUACCACCAGACGUUUCAGAGUUGUCCUCUGGUUCGAAGUUUUCAGAAGAUUCCCUGUCAUCUGAUUAUGAUUCUUCCUCAGAGUCCAAAAUGGAGGUUGAAAGUGAAUCAAACUCUUCAGUCCCUAACCGCUCUUCACAACACAGACAUCACACGCAUGUUCUUCCAGAUAAUGACGUUUCCCAAAUACGUCGUUCUGUUGACUGUAACAAAAACCAGCGGGAUCAAUCCUCUUUACCGGCGGCUAGAAUACAAACACAUUCUAGCAGAAGCAAGCAGACGUAUAGUAAACUUCAAUCCCACAAUCCUCCUCACCACAAAGGCCCUACAGCCUCCAAAUCCAGAAGGAAGGCCACGACGACACAGCAGAGGUUUACAAAGGAGAAAACCGAUGAUGUUGAAGAGGAAGUUGCAGGGCAGGAUUAUUGGGAUGAGUACAGGGCAUGGGUCGAAUAUUACAACUCGUAUUACCACAGAUCUCCAUAUUACUGGAUGAGAGCAUUUUCCUCAUAUUCCAUUUACAUGAUGGAAAUGAUGAAACGUUAAAAAAGGAUAAUAGACUUAUCUAUCAUGUAUAGCACCUAUAGCAUCCAUUGAAUCUUACUGCUGUUGCUGCCCCUGUUAUUGGGACAUAAAUGUUAAGGUUUUAGUGAUGCUCAAUGUAUGAAGUUCUUCAAUAAAAAUGAACUUUU